Euleptes europaea (tarantolino) is the source of this 867-nucleotide messenger RNA. It is a transcript of the gene TMED2, whose product is annotated as transmembrane p24 trafficking protein 2. The record is from RefSeq and is a predicted model, not a curated record. The transcript has 4 exons. Lineage: Eukaryota; Metazoa; Chordata; Lepidosauria; Squamata; Sphaerodactylidae. Bases 14 to 619 code for a protein of 201 amino acids. Gene Ontology annotation, biological process: intracellular protein transport; Golgi organization; endoplasmic reticulum to Golgi vesicle-mediated transport. Gene Ontology annotation, cellular component: endoplasmic reticulum-Golgi intermediate compartment; endoplasmic reticulum; COPII-coated ER to Golgi transport vesicle.
UCUCCUGGCCGCCAUGUCGCCGGUGCGGGCCGUGCUGGCGCUGCUGGCCGCGCUCUCGGCCCCGGCGGCCGGCUACUUCGUCAGCAUCGACGCGCACGCGGAGGAGUGCUUCCUCGAGCGGGUCCCGUCCGGCACCAAGAUGGGGCUCAUCUUCGAGGUGGCCGAGGGAGGCUUCCUCGACAUCGACGUGGAGAUCACAGGCCCUGAUAACAAGGGGAUAUACAAGGGAGACCGAGAGUCCAGUGGGAAAUACACCUUUGCAGCUCACAUGGAUGGGACGUAUAAGUUCUGCUUCAGCAACAGGAUGUCUACCAUGACUCCGAAGAUAGUGAUGUUCACUAUUGACAUUGGUGAAGCUCCAAAAGGACAAGAUAUGGAGACAGAAGCUCAUCAGAACAAGCUAGAAGAGAUGAUUAACGAAUUAGCGGUGGCCAUGACAGCCGUCAAGCAUGAACAGGAGUACAUGGAAGUUCGUGAAAGGAUACACAGAGCAGUUAACGACAACACAAACAGCCGAGUGGUGCUUUGGUCCUUCUUUGAAGCCCUCGUACUAGUUGCCAUGACACUGGGACAGAUCUACUAUCUGAAGAGGUUUUUUGAAGUCCGGAGAGUUGUUUAAUCAAACAUUUGAUUUCUUCCCCCCCUCCUCUCCCUCUCCAGCGAUCCCAGAUUCUCCAUUCACUGUCUACCAAACAACUUGGUCGCAAAACUCGCUUAGUUUUAUCCCUGCUUUCCGAACUAUAAAGUUUCUCUUAGUUUAAUUUUUUUUAUAUAUAUAUAGAGAGAGAUUGGGCAAUACGUGCUGAGAGCUUUUCACUGGAAUUGGCAGUCAUGUUUCUCACCGAACUGGAGUGAGUUCAACCAAAU